Messenger RNA from Bicyclus anynana (squinting bush brown), 1071 nucleotides. It is a transcript of the gene Det, whose product is annotated as baculoviral IAP repeat-containing protein 5. NCBI's taxonomy places the organism in Eukaryota, Metazoa, Arthropoda, Insecta, Lepidoptera, Nymphalidae. The coding region runs from base 125 to 556 and encodes 143 amino acids. The transcript is spliced from 2 exons. The record is from RefSeq and is a predicted model, not a curated record.
UUGAAUUUGAAGGAACAACGAACAACGAACUUGGUUUUGAUGUUUUGAUAAAACCAAAAUAUAAUUUUAAUAAAUUAAUUGGAUUAGAAAUUUGUUUGUUGAAACUCAACUCAAAUAUUUCAGAAUGCUGAAAAUGGAAAACAUAUUAGAAAAUGUGGAAAGCCCUCUUCUAUUUUUAGUCGAAGAACGUGUGAAAACAUUCAAACAUUGGCCUUUUGGUAGCAAUGACAAGUGUAACGUUCGGAACAUGGCUGAGGCGGGUUUCUAUUCCGUGGCCACGGGCAAGGAAGAUGCGGAUUCAGCCAAGUGUUUCCUUUGCGGUAAGGAGUUGGACGGCUGGGAGCCAAGUGAUGAUCCUUGGGCGGAACACAAGAGUCACGCUGCUAAGUGUGCUUUCGUACAACUUGGCAGGCGAGAAGACGAAUUGUUGCUUUCUGAAUUCCUAUCAGUCAUAAAACAAUACAUGAUCAAUGAAAGGAAGAGAGUGGCUGAGCUUGCCAAGGAGCAAAUUGAUGAAAGAGCAAAGCUUGUCAAGAGACAUCUUAGCAGAAAGUGAUCAGUGUGUUAAACUUACUGUUUUAUAAUCAUAUGAACUGGGACUAAAGACUGCAGGUUGCAUGUUAAGAUGGUGAUAUGAUAAUCAGAUUUAUUCUUCCUUGUGAACACAGAAGUCUUAGUAAUGAUGCAUUUUUUUUAUAGUGUUGGUUUCAAUAUCUCGUUGAUAUUGACAGUCUUACCACUAAGAUUAUUAUGUAUAGGUGUGUGUUACAGGAAUAGUCGGAUAAUUUGAAUUACUUUGUAUGAAAACAUAUAGAUACUAUUUUAGUUUUAGAAUAAGGAAUAUGUAGUUGGCAUGUCAAAAAUUUCAUUUGCCUGGAAAGUCUAGUUUAAACACUAGAACUUGUGAUUUAGAGUCUGACAUCUUUAGGUGACUAUUGAAUGAUUGAGAUUUGUUAGUAGCUGAAAACCAAGUUGCAAAUUAUCUGGACUCAUGUGAAUUUGAAGUCAGAUGUUACUAUGUGUGAAAUUUUGUUAUAAUAAUGAUUUUUUUCUAAUAAAGUGUUAAAACUA